Oncorhynchus mykiss (rainbow trout) is the source of this 2803-nucleotide messenger RNA. RefSeq names its product hematopoietic progenitor cell antigen CD34. Gene Ontology annotation, cellular component: membrane. Gene Ontology annotation, biological process: cell adhesion. The record is from RefSeq and is a predicted model, not a curated record. NCBI's taxonomy places the organism in Eukaryota, Metazoa, Chordata, Actinopteri, Salmoniformes, Salmonidae.
GUGCCAGAGCACAAGCAGCACUUUAUCCGGCCCAUCUCACUCACGGUAAGAGGAAAUCCUAAACUUGUCUGGUCCACCGCUGCUUCCCUUCUCUCUCGCUCACACACCCUGGACGCUCACACACCCUGGACGCUCACACACCCUGGACGCUCACACAAACAGGAGGAGAAUGGCAGUAGCAGCAUCCACACAGAGAAUGAAUGAGACCCACAAAAUACUGGCAUUCACUUUGUUUCUCAUCACCAUCCUCUUUCACGGUGGUGUAGUUGCACAAGAUGAGAGUGAAUCAGAUGUUGUCACUGGGCCCACACAGCCAGUUGAUGUUGCUGAAUUAAUUCGUGGAGACGACAUUGACACCACACAACCGGCAGAUGAAGAAGCAGAUAAGCCCCAAGUCCAGAUCAUUGUAUUCCCCAGUAUUCCUGGCCUGGAUCUGUCAGGCUUCUUACAUGACACCACAGCGACUCCAGUCACCAAGGGGGUAGUGGAGACCACAGACAUAGGGGAGGCCACAGUGGAGGCUGGUGAAGCAGGAAUCACAGACCCAGAUGACAACCAGGAGACCCAGGCUCCCCAGCAGUUUCAGACCUCCCAAUCCAGUGACACUGUGCUCAUCCCAGAGUUGUCUGGUGUCUCUCUACAGGCUGAUGUGAUGUGUGUUGAUAAAGAAGCUGUCCAGGACAGAGAUGCAGUGAAUCUGAAACUCAAGGCCUCAUCCAGCUGUGAGGAGACCAGGUCUAAAAUUGAGAGUGUGUUGGAGCACCUGUGUGGAGAUGACUGUAAACUGGAGGUCUACCAGGAGGACAACUCCAAUGAAAUCCUGAUCUCUGGCCAAUGUAUAGAAGCUGAUGCAAAAGGAAUGGCUGAGAAGUUCAACAAUGACAACAUUAAAGACAAGAUUGAUUUUGAGGAGGCUGUUCCUCGCUGGGGGAAGAAAUCCAAACUGGUACUGGUCUCCCUGCUGCUCACUGGACUGCUCCUGGCUAUUCUUCUCAUCGCAGGCUACUACCUGAAAACCCACCGCCCACCACCCAAGGGAGCGAGACUGGCUGAAGAGGGUUUCCAGGUGUAUGAGGAGAACCAGGCCAACACCCUGGUGUCGGUGGCCCCUCUGCAGUCACAGGAGCCCCUGUUGAAGCCCACCAACAAUGGGGAGUUUCCUGAGAGCCAGCCACUACCCAACAACGGCCAACCUGCCACCCAGACCUCGGUUGCUGACACUGAGAUGUGAACGAGCUCUGAAUUACAUCCCCAACGCCCCAUUUUCAUUCCUCCUGCUCACCAUCAUCACCACAUUCCCAAUCCCUCUCCCCUCAUAGUGUACCUGGGGAUACAAGACUCUAACACUAAACAACAAUUCAAUAUCCAAGCCCACCUCACCUUACCCCAUGCAACCCUUGACUCCCAGGAUGAUGACAAUGAUGAAGAUGAUGACUAUGACGAUAAUGACGAGGCCUGUAAUGUGAAGAGAAGAGAUUGUGAUCACUGGCCUCUAACAGGUUUCAGUGGUGGUAGAGAAGGAGCCUAAACACUGAGUUUGGGGGACUGGACAGCAGGUUGAGACUGCAUUCCAAAAACAAUAAUUGCUGCAAGAAAUUAACAAGAAAUCACCAAAAUUGACAAUUUGUGUUGCUGUUUCCAAAUUCAUGUAUGAAGCACAGUGUAUUCGAAUUCUUAGUCUUUCAGAUCUCAAAUGGACUCAUUUGAACUAAAAGGGUCAUCGUAGUUUAAAGUAUCGCUUGUAUGAUCUGGUGUGAUCGUUUGCUUGAACCUCCUGUUUGAGGUAAAAAAUUACAUUUGGGUAACAGAAGCGGAGAAAGAGUGAUACAUGGAGAUUAUUUCAACCAUUGAAGAGAUUUUAAUAGGCAGCUUUAAAAUGGGUAUCAAUAUGAUUGGCUAGUGCAGAGAUCAGAGUUGAAUCAUGUUGCCUUUUAUCAAGGCCCAUCAUAAUAGUUGUGUGAGAUGGGCUGCCAUAUGUUUGUUUCAUAAUUCUGUAGGCCUACACUCUUAGAAAAAAAAGGUGCUAUCUAGAACCUAAAAGGGUUCUUCAGCUAUCCCCAUAGGAAAACCCUUUGAAGGUAGAACCCUUUCCACAUAGAGUUCUACAUGGCACCCAAAAGGGUUCUACCUGGAACCAAAAAAGUUAUCCUAUGGGACAGCCAAAGAACCAUUUUGUAACCCUUAUUUUUGUGUAGUGUGUCACAAUUUCCAUCAUGACGAACAUUAUAUUGUAGUUGUUUAAAUGUUUUUUUUUUCUGUUCUGACUCAGCACUGUGUCUUUGAGAAUGUUGAACCAGGUAGACUAAUCUUAUCAAAUCUGAAAAACAGACAUAACCUGUCGGUUUUGUGUGGCGAAGCACUGCCUUUAAAUAUCUACAAAAUCCCUAGUAACAUGUUCAACAUUCCCAAGGCCCUUUAAAUGUCCUUAAUAAAUCAGUUCAUCAUGAAACAUCAGUUACAUGGAUGGAAGAUGUAUUUUAGCUAUUGUUUUUUGAAUGACUGAUUGUUGUCAUACAAUGCUGCAUGUGUAAAUAUGCCUACUUUCUCUGUUAGAAAUAUCUGUGUGCCCUAUACAUUUUGAUUGUGUCAUUGUUGCUACUGUUUCUUUGUCUACCUGAACAGGUAACACUAGCCUGAUCAUGUCACAUAGCAUGGCACACAUACAAACUUGCAUCUCUUUAUAGACCCCACACAAGGACAAUUUAAAUGUAUUAUGAUUCCUACAGCUGUUUUGGGCCUUUCAUCAAAUCCAACAUCUGAUCUUGGCUUAAAUAAACCAAAUUAUUAAUAUGUCAUUGAAAAA